This is a messenger RNA of Xyrichtys novacula (pearly razorfish), 7252 nucleotides long. Lineage: Eukaryota; Metazoa; Chordata; Actinopteri; Labriformes; Labridae. The record is from the annotation of a GenBank genome assembly.
UUGAGGUCUUGAAUAAACAAAUUCCCCCCCUUUUUUUUAUUCUGGGUUUUUUUUCUUUCUAAACACCCCAGCUACCAUGGCAUGUAAUUCUGGGUUAAAUUGAAAGUUCUUCCUCUGACCUACAAAGCUCUUCAUGGUCAGGCACAUUCAUAUCUUAAAAAGUUUCCUUGUAACCCACCAGAACACAGCAGCCCCAGCAUGCAGGCCCGCUCAUUGUCCUGAAAGUCUUUAAAAGUGGUCUAGGUGGUAGAGCUUUCAGUUAUCAGGCCCCUCUCUCUCUCGCUCCUCUGGAAUUAUCUGCCAGUCGAGGUGUCGAAGGCUGACACCCUCUCUACCUUUAAGGGUAGGAUUAAAAUGUUAUUUUGACAUGGCCAAAAAGGCUCUUUUGGUGUUAAUGUCUUAAUGUUAUCCAUCACUGAACAAUUAAUAUAUUCUUUUGAGAAAAAACAGCAAAGAGGAAUCUGGAGGGAUGCAACUAGUUGUGUAUAAGCACCAGCUUGCUCAUUUGAGUUUCAUGUUUUGUUAUCUUGACACAACCAGAGAAGCUUUAUCAGUGUUUAUGUCUUAGUCAUAACCAUAAUUGACAGAUGCAGGAAGUUUUACACCAGUGCCUAUCAUAGAAAUGAAAAGCCACAGUUUUGGUGGCAUUUGAGUCAAACUAUAAGAUCAAAAUACAUUUCAAAUGUAUCUUUCUCAGAGUCAGCUGUUAUCAUGCUGAAUAAUGUCAUAAUGUUUCAUUUUUGGUCAGAUAACUCCUUAUCAGCUACUUGAUGCUCAAGGGUUGAGUCAUCCCAAAAUGGCCGGUCCUUAAUGAUAGAUAACUGUUAAAAAAAAUAAUAAAGAUAAUAAUUAAUAGUCAUUAAUUAAUAAUCCAUCCAGCCAUCCAUUUUCUACCGCUUAAAGAAUGACUUUAUCCCAUGUACAUUCAUUUCAAAACACACCUAAGUCAAUAAUUUCUGUAGACAAAACUUAUUUUUUUCAAUUAAAAACACAUGAAAGGUUUUUCUUGUUUUAAAGCAGCAUCUCAUUUAGGCAGCUGGCCUUUUUUCAGAAGUGCAAAAGCACUUUGCUUUUUUAUUUGAAGUCAAAUCUUUUUAACAUUUGUUAAGAUACGGUAUAUUGGAUUUGUGAUCUCUUUUACGUGUAGGUUAAUGCCAAAAAGUUGUUAAUUUUAAACUGACUUUUACCUUUGUAUCAUUUAACCAAUAAGAGAAGCCUGAGAACCCCGCCCCCUGCUAACGUAACUUCUCUUUUAAACUUCAAAAUAAAAGCUCUGUACGCAAUAAAAGCCCAAAGUCAGACGAAGGAAAUAUUAGAAAUAGAUCUGCUGUAACUGAAUCCGUUUUAAUCAUUAUUUUAUGGUAGUAUUUAUAGGUUUUACAUGACCUUUGUGUGGUCUCUAAUUGUUUCAACGUAACAUAUGUAAACAUAGCCUUUAAUUUGAAGGGUAAUCUGAAGACUGGAAUCACGUGUGUCUCUGUCAACAGUGGACUGUAAAACCAACCAAACAGAAAUCUGCACACAUGUCCACUUUAGCAAAAACCAUGAGCAGUAAGUACAUAUUUUCUCUAGUUUACUUCAAUUGCAGCCAUCCUAUACGCAUUGACAACCAGUCAUUUGUCGUUAAUUUCAGCUAAUUUUAACACUCUAGCCGCAAGUGACAGAGUUUGUGACAAAUGAAGUGUUGACGGUGGUCUGUCGCUUCCUCAGAGUUUCGUCUGGCGGUGAUCCAGCUGCAGGUGACCGCAGUCAAAGCGGACAACCUGAGCAGAGCCCGGAGGCUGGUGAACCAGGCGGCGGCUCAGGGGAGCCAAAUGGUGCUGCUGCCGGUGAGGAGGGGGCUGCAAAGGGGCGUGUGGUAGGGGAAGCUGGGACUAGAAUUCACACUGAAAAAUACUGUUACCACUAAAUGUUUUAUCUUUAAAUAAACUUCAUUUAUUCUUUAGAGGAAUACCAGCUAAGAGGAAUAUUGGGGGAUGCAACUAGUUGUGUAUAAGCAGCAGAUUGCACAUUUUAGUUUCAUGUUUUGUUUUCUUGACACAACCAGAGAAGCUUUAUCAGUGUUUAUGUCUUAGUCAUAACCAUAAUUGACAGAUGCAGGAAGUUUUACACCAGUGCCUAUCUUAUAAAUUAAAAGCCACAGUAGGCCUAUUGGGGGCAGAAAUCUCAUCAACAGUGAAGCCAAAAUAUUAAGAUCACCCCAGUCCUCCAAUGGCUGUGCACAGAGAUUAUAAAGCUGCCCUGUUUAAUAUUAGCAGAUGAGUCAAUUCAUAUUUCUCAGACAUUGUUUCCUUGAUAAAAUCAGCUGUUAUGCUGAUUUAUAUCAUAAUGUUUAAUUUCUUGUCCAAUUUCUUCUUAUCAGCUGUUUGAUGCGAAAAAGAGGAGAUAUAAUGUUACAAUUGACAUCUUUUCUGACAAAUGGGACACCUGUUUAUUUAUUUAUGCAACUCUACUGAAAUUUUACUUGCUUAUAAUAUGUAUUUGUAAGCACAUUUUGUGCAGCGACUUAAAAAUCAGCAGGUAAAUGUGCAAUCUACACUAGCACUUAAAUACUCUGGCACUUAACCCCCAUACCCUAAACUCCAAAAGUGUUUAACUGUAAUUUUAAGUCAGUAGUUAAAAAAGAGCCACCUUCUGCAUUGUUAUAAGAGGUUCUUAGUCUUAUUUUAUGUGCAUAGUUUCUUGCUCAUUUAUGUCUCUACUACUGACCCUCUGGAGGCUACAGAUGGAAAUAUGCCUGUAGUUACAAUCUGGCGCAUUAACAUACCCAUGUUUAUAUAGAUUUUGGGUUUGCGUGGGUUUACGAACGUAUCCAUUCAGGUGUACUGAUAGAUAUGAAUAGAUAAGCAUUAAGUUAAAUUAAUAGUGUUUUGGAAGGCAUUACUGUCGCACAUCAGCCUCCAAAAUAUGUCACCAGUCUGACACGUCUGUGCCUGUUACUGCAGUAAGUUAGCUUUAGUUUUUGUCAGUGGGAGAAUGUGGAGACGUGUCAUCCGUAUACUGUAUAAAUAUUCAGCUAACACGUCUGUCUAGUUUUGUUCAUUCACAUUGAAAGAUCAUUUGGUUAUAGGGAGGAAAAAUCCUGUGAAGAGAACAAAAAAGCUGAAAAACUUGCAAAUACGCAGACAUGGAUAUCAUCUGAGUGUUUUGUCCUGAAAUUGAAUUUGUUUGUUUCCUCCUGCAUAUAAUGAAGAUGCUGAAUUUAUCCUCCAGAAUUAUUUUUAUAUUAAAUUGAGCUGUCUUGCAUAAAUCAGUCACACUCCAGUGCAGUGCAAACCCAUUUUUUACUGAACUAUUUCUAUUCAUAUACAAAUACUAGCAGGACUGCUAAAAUUUACUUUGUUUAUACAGUUUUUUAAAAGGCAAUUUGAAUAUUUAAUGAAGUGGAAAAAAGCUCAAAAUAGACAUCUGACCAACAAACCUGGACCACAGAGCUGUAGAAGAGGGUGUCCUGGAGGAAAUCAAGGUGUUGACUUAACCACAACUACAAGCCUUGCAUUUAUUUUUGCAUGUUAAAAACAAACAAACUCAAACUCGUCAAACUUGAAUACAAAGACAUGAUCUCUCACAGGUGACCUUUUCUUCCAGCAGAGACUCUGGUUUUUGUUUAACAAAGUUUGACACAAUCAUUAACAACAUUUUGAUCUCAGCCCUGGAAAGAUCAGUUACCAGUUCCUAAAGAGGUGAACAACUCACCGAGUGUGAAGCUAACUCUCUCUCUCUCUGACCUUUCAUUGAUACAGGAAUGCUUUAAUUCUCCAUAUGGAACCAGCUUCUUUUCCUCGUAUGGUGAGAGGAUCCCAGGAGAGUCCACACAGGUGCUGUCCGAGGCAGCAAAGGAGAACAAGGUGUAUGUAGUGGGAGGUAGGGAAACAUUUGAUGCUGCGCUAAAAUAUCAGCAGUUAAAUAAGACAGAACAAGACCUGAGGAAAAAUCCAUGUGACCUUUUUGUUCAGGAUCCAUCCCUGAAGAAGAUGGGGGGAAGUUGUACAACAGCUGUACAGUGUUUGGUCCCGAUGGAGAAAUGAUUCUCAAACACAGGAAGGUACGCAUGCUUCAUCUACAGAGUUUGAUAGUUUUCUGUUUUCUUAAUAAAUAACUCAGGCUACAGCAGGAUGUUUAUUUCUCUGCGUUCUUUUGUAUUUUAUGGUUUUCACCUUCAAGAUUCAUCUCUUUGACAUUGACGUUCCUGGGAAAAUCCGCUUCCAGGAAUCGGAAACUCUCAGUCCAGGGAGCAGUUUAUCAAUGUUUGAAACUCGUAAGUCCAGUCAAAGAGAUGGUCAAAGGGUUAAAUCUGGAUGUGAAGAAGAUGAUUGCUUUUUUUUUGCAAUAGAGGGAAAUUUAUGAUAUUUAUGUCCCAGUUUGUCAAAAAUGGAAAUGACUCCUUUUGAACCUCUCACUUCUCGGUGUCUCCUCUUGCAGCGUUCUGUAAAGUGGGUGUGGGGAUUUGCUACGACAUGAGGUUUGCAGAGCUCGCACAGAUCUAUAGCAGGAAGGGUGAGUUUGUGUUGAGACUGUUUACACAAUCCUCGUGUGAAAGGACAGUCAAUAAUGUGAUGUUUUUUGUCCUCAGGCUGUCAGCUGCUGGUUUAUCCAGGAGCCUUUAACAUGACGACUGGCCCCGCCCACUGGGAGCUUCUGCAGAGAGGGAGGUCAGACUGACAGUCCUGGCCACUGUGCAGGGAUAUUAAGUUUAAAAAAGUCAUCCUACUAUGUUAAACAGGUUUAAAUGUUGCUCAUAAGAAUACCUGAUAAUGCAGAUAUUAACUAGACUCAGUAACUUAGAUGGUCUGGAGGAUGUAACACAAGUGGAUUAAUAUACAUCUAUGCAAGAGGAGCAUUCUUAGACACAACAGAGGGAUGUUUGAGCACUAGAUCUGAAAAUUUAAAGUUUUAAGUAAACUUUAAUUUUCAGGAGAUAAGUAAGGAACAUGUCAACUUUUAUGACUAAUUUCUGUAUUUGUAGGCAAAGCUGAUGAAAUUCACAGAGCAGAGUACUUAAGAAUACAGAGUACAAAUGAACCAGUAUAACAUACAAACUGUCAUCCAGGAAGACUCUGUUUUUCGGGAGAAGCAGAUCAUUCAGGUCCAUGUUUCGUACAAGUUUGCAUCCUGUCCUGAUAGACUCUGAUCAUUGAAGUUCAAUGAUUAAAGUUGUGUUAGGAGACAAAUUCAGUGAUUGUGAAAAUUUAAAAUAUAAAAUCAAGCUUGUCAUUGAGAGCUUUGUCAAUUUUUUAUUAUCUCACUGAAGACCUAACUUCUGACUUGUUUUCUCUGACACUGUUUUCCUUGUCUCCUCUGCAGAGCUCUUGAUAACCAGGUGUAUGUGGCCACAGCGUCUCCUGCCAGAGAUGAAACAGCCUCUUAUGUGGCCUGGGGUCACAGCACAGUGGUCAACCCUUGGUAAAAAGAUGUCUUUUCUCUUUAAUUUUGGAGGUGAUCUGCUUUGUCAUUUUAGCAGUAUCUUUAACAUCCACAGCUGGUGAGAAAAAGAUUUUUUUUACUGUAGGAGUCAUGAAAUAGUGAGAUUCUCCCAACCGAACUCCUGCUAAUAGAAAAAGAAGAAAAGAGGACACUGUGUAAGGGAGCCUUCAGACUGAAACCACUGGCAGGGGGUCAGGUGUUAGACCAAGAUGUUAGCUGUAAGAAAAGAUAAGAACUUUAUUGAUCCCCAAGGGAGAAAUUUGAUUAUGUAUGGUGCUGGUACAGUUUUUUUCACAUUUUCAGCAGCAAAUCCUGUGUUAGUUAUUUGACUGUAAAGAAGGCAGGAUGAGAUCCUUUUUUUAUAAAUCAAAAGGACAAAAUCAGCCAAUGCUGUCAAAUCCACAAGGGCACCAAAAUGUCCUCUCAGGAGCUUUAAAUGCAAGAACCUCAAAGGGUAACUCAUGAAAAGUUUAGGAAAUCAGCAUGAUUGGCUGGAUACUUUUGAUUGGUUUUAAACUUCUUUUUUGAGCAGUCUGAGAAGUACUUUGUUUCUUUUUUUAAAAAUACUUUAUAAAUACAGUUAUUUAUUACCAACUGUGAGAUUUUGAAAGCUUGUUUUGCACCAAUGACCAGCUUUUACUCAUCUUCUUGUCUCUUUACUUGGAAAAAAUUAAGAUUAUUUUAAUCCAUUAUUUGUUAUUUCAGGGGAGAAGUCAUCUCAAAGGCUGGAGCAGAGGAGGAUGUAAUUUAUGCUGAUAUUGGUUAGUUUGGUGAAAUUCAUCCUCAUGCUGUACAGACUUUGUUGUUGUUUUUUUUUCUGUUAAUCACUGGAUCACCUUGUCUUUUGGUGUAUCAUCCUCAGACCUGCAGUAUUUAGCCGACAUCCGGCAGCAGAUUCCAAUUACAGCUCAGCGCCGACACGACCUUUACACGGUGACAGCCGCACAAGAAGAAUCAAGCUGAAAGCUGCGACCACGAGAGAGAGGAGUGGAGGAUUCAUCCCAAAACAUGCAGCUGAUCUCUGCCUGAACGCUCUGUUGUAUUUUCAGGACACGAUCGUAUUAAUCAUGGAAAUGGAAGGACAAUUACACUUACAACACUACUGACUUUUUAAUGACAGCGCUGUGAUUUGUUUAGUUUGAUAUCUGAAGUUGAAAUAAGAUGCUGAUCUUUAUAUCAGUUAUGGGAAGCACUUACCCGUUUAUUUCAUUCAUAAAGAAAGAAUAAACAUUUGCAGUUUGAAGUCUCUUGAAGGUGAUAAUAUUAAAUACACAAUUUCAAUAAGCUUCAAAUAUAAGGAAUUAAAUUAAUUAUCUUCACAAGUGAUUUUAUAUGAAAAAUCUCUGUUUUUUUCCUUUCAUAUUUUCUAAAAUAAUGAAGAAAUAAAAAUAGAUGUGUGUGAAGUUGAAUAAAAGUCGCUCCUGCUUCAGUGUGUCACAUAUAGAAUCUUUAUUGAAGCUUAAAAACAGUGUCCUGUUAACAAAGAUGAAACUUUUAGGAAGUAAAGGGCAAGUAUCUGUAUAUUCAUAUUUAUUUAUAAAAACUCUCAUUUUUUGGCUAGUGCAGAAGUCCCAGCAAAUUAAUAUUCACAACUCAGUGCUCUGUGGCCUCACAUAAAUGAGGACUUAUCGUCUCUGGCUCUUUACACGUCUGUCUCUAUUUUCUCCGACGUCAUCGCCUCGGUCUCCUCCUUGUUUGGAAAUCUUCUUUUGUAUCCUGAUGAGGAAAAAUAAUCAUACUUUCAACAAAGUGAUCAGAGAUGUCUUUGACAACAUUCAGCUGACAUUUCAAACAAUAAAAACUGGGUUUAUUAAACCCAUCAAGCAAU